UCCGCGCCGCCUGCGAUUUGGAGUUUGCUCUCCACACAGUGUGUGCGUUUCCCAGUCGCGUCAUCGCUGCUGCCCGCUUGUCUGCUUAACGACACUUUCUCAAUCCAUCGUUGCCACCAUGAACGGACAGCUCAACGGUUUCCACGACGCUUUCAUCGAGGAAGGCACGUUCCUCUUCACCUCGAAGUCUGUGGGGGAAGGCCACCCAGAUAAGAUCUGUGACCAGAUCAGUGAUGCUGUCCUAGAUGCCCACCCUGCAGAUGCCAAAGUGGCUUGUGAAACUGUUGCUAAAACUGGAAUGAUCCUUCUUGCUGGGGAAAUCACAUCCAGGGCUGCUGUUGACUACCAGAAAGUUGUUCGUGAAGCCAUUAAGCACAUUGGAUAUGAUGAUUCUUCCAAAGGGUUUGACUACAAGACUUGCAAUGUGCUGGUGGCCUUAGAGCAACAAUCACCAGAUAUUGCUCAAGGUGUUCAUCUUGACUGGAAUGAAGAAGACAUUGGUGCUGGAGACCAGGGCUUAAUGUUUGGUUAUGCCACUGAUGAAACUGAGGAGUGUAUGCCCUUAACCAUUGUGUUAGCCCACAAGUUAAAUGCCAAACUGGCUGAAUUACGUCGCAGUGGUACUCUGCCUUGGUUACGCCCAGAUUCAAAAACCCAGGUGACUGUGCAGUAUAUGCAAGAUCGUGGUGCUGUGAUUCCCAUCAGAGUGCACACAAUUGUUAUAUCUGUUCAACAUGAUGAAGAAGUCUGUCUUGAUGAGAUGAGAGAUGCCCUAAAAGAGAAGGUUAUCAAGGCUGUUGUGCCUGCAAAAUACCUUGAUGAGGAUACAAUCUACCACCUACAGCCGAGUGGCAGAUUUGUUAUUGGUGGGCCUCAGGAUGAUGCUGGUUUGACUGGCCGGAAAAUCAUUGUGGACACUUACGGUGGUUGGGGAGCUCAUGGCGGAGGUGCCUUUUCAGGAAAGGAUUAUACCAAGGUGGACCGUUCAGCUGCUUAUGCUGCUCGUUGGGUGGCAAAGUCUCUUGUUAAAGGAGGUCUGUGCAGGAGGGUUCUUGUACAGGUCUCUUAUGCUAUUGGAGUUUCUCAUCCAUUGUCAAUCUCCAUUUUCCAUUAUGGUACCUCUCAGAAGAGUGAGAGAGAACUAUUAGAGAUCAUGAAGAAUUUUGAUCUUCGCCCGGGGGUCAUUGUCAGGGAUCUGGAUCUGAAGAAGCCAAUUUAUCAGAGGACUGCAGCCUAUGGCCACUUUGGUAGGGACAGCUUCCCAUGGGAAGUGCCCAAAAAGCUUAAAUAUUGAAAGUGUUAGCCUUUUUUCCCCAGACUUGUUGGCGUAGGCUACAGAGAAGCCUUCAAGCUCUGAGGGAAAGGGCCCUUCUCCCUAAUUUUUCCUGUCCUCUUUCAGCUCCUGAUUAGUUGGCAGCCACUCUCUAGUCAAUGACAUGAAUUUUAGCUUUUGUGGGGGACUGUUAAGUUGGGCUUGCUAUUCUGUCCCUAGCUGUUUUGUUCACCAUUAUAAUGAAUUUAGCGAGCAUAGGUGAUCCAUGUAACUGCCUAGAAACAGACAACACUGUAGUGAAUAAUGCUUUGAAAUUGAACCUUUGUGCCCUGUCACCCAGACCUCCAAAGUCCUUAAUUGCGUUGACUUUCCCACCAUGCUGAAACUGUCCUUGUAAUGUGCACGUAAAGUACUUGUAGUUCCACUAGAGCCUAUGUCUGGCAGUGCCACACCCCUAUCAGCAUGAAUUUGUAAUGUCUUGAGCGCUAUUAUGAAUGUGAAGCCCUCUAACUCACCCUGUAACUUGGUCCAUUUCUAAUUAUGUAGCUUUGUCAGGGAGUGUUCCCUAUCCAGUCAGUCUUGCAUGUAACAGCAAGUUCCAGUUGGAGCUCUAGCCUGACAUCAAAAAAGGCAGUUACCAUUCAGCCAUCUCCCUGGUGCUUAUGCUCUUAAUUGCCGCCUCUAACAGCACCAAAUCAAAAUCUCUGCUUUUCAGCUGUCUUGGAGGACGUACGUAAUAAGGUUUUUAAUUUAGUAAAACCAAUCCUAUGCAUGGUUUCAGCACUAGCCAAACCUUACCAACUCUUAGUCUAGAAAAACAGGCACUUGGCACCCUUGUGAUGUCAUACAGAGAAGUCACAGGGCAGCACCUGAGGGUCUGUAGGUUGCACACUUUGGUACCAGAUAACUUUUUUUUUCUUUAUAAGAAAGACUGAGUAUUCCACACUGCACAAUAAUUCCUCCCAGGGUUUUAACUUUGUUUUAUUUUCAAAACCAGGUCCAAUGAGCUUUCUGAACAGCUGGUGUAGCUACAGAGAAACCAGCUUUCUUCAGAGAGCAGUGCUUUUGGCGGGGAGGAGGAAAUCCCUUCAUACUUGAACAUUUUCUAAUUGCUUAUUUAUUGUAUUCUGAGGUAUGGCGUAAGU
Octodon degus (degu) is the source of this 2418-nucleotide messenger RNA. RefSeq names its product S-adenosylmethionine synthase-like. Gene Ontology annotation, molecular function: ATP binding; methionine adenosyltransferase activity. The record is from RefSeq and is a predicted model, not a curated record. NCBI's taxonomy places the organism in Eukaryota, Metazoa, Chordata, Mammalia, Rodentia, Octodontidae. Gene Ontology annotation, biological process: S-adenosylmethionine biosynthetic process. Gene Ontology annotation, cellular component: cytosol; methionine adenosyltransferase complex.